GAUCAGAAGGGGAAAGAGACGGCAGAAUUCUCUGUCUACAUCGGUUUUCUCUGUUCGUCAUUUGUUUCUUUUCGAGUAUAAUUCUCUGUCAUUGCAUCGUUUGUUUUGGAAAUCGUUGUUCUUCGUCCUUAAUUCACAACUGAGAUGGGUUACGAAGACAAUCCGUAUGUCGAUGAAGAAGGUGAGGCAUUAAUGGAAUUAUGAUGAUAUGCCAUCGCCGAUCGCGAGCCAUCGCCAGAGCGUCGCCAUAGAAUGGACUCUAGAGAUGGUGACUUCGAUCUGGAUAUUUCAAGGGAACGCAAAGCUUGUCAAUCUUCUGGACAGCAAGCUUCAAGGUCAGAAUCAUCUUCUAGGCAACAUGCCACAAGGCCAGAGGCAACACCAAUGGACUUUGUUGUGCGUCCCCAGUCCAAGAUUGACCCAGAAGAGGUUCGAGCCCGUGCUAAACAAAUUGUACAAGAUCAGCGCCGACUAAAGGACUCGCAUGAUGGGAUCUGUUGUCCCCUCAAUAUCUCGUCUCCAGAAACUGUUGCUUUUCUCUCAAAAGUGGCAGCAAGCUCAGACCCGGACCAACUGGAAGAGGCAACACGCAACAAAACCCUAGCAGAAGUCAAAUUCAAGGACUCAAACUUCAAGUCAGCUCUAAAGCAUGUGAAGAAAGCCCACCGCAUCUCCCCAAACAUGGGGGGCUUAUCUUCAAUGCUCACAGCCUUCAAGAUCCUUUACGUCGCCUCAAAAGCUGCUGUUGGAACAGCAUGCGAUUGGUACAAGAUUCUCCAAGUAGAGCCCUUCUCUCACAUUAAUACGAUUAAGAAACAGUAUAAGAAACUUGCGUUGGUCUUGCACCCUGAUAAAAAUCCACACCUAGGAUGCGAAGAGGCAUUUAAACUUGUGGGGGAGGGUUUUGGGGUUUUGUCGGAUAGAAUUAAGAGGAAAGAAUAUGAUAUGAUACUUAGGAUUAGGAUGCAGGAGGAGAGAGUUAAUGAGGUUGAGACGACCGUGGUGGAGACGUUUUGGACCGCUUGUUCGAGGUGUAGGUUACUGCAUCAGUUUGACAAGAAGUAUUUGGGGCAUAAUUUGGUAUGCCCUAGUUGCAAGAGAAGUUUUCAGGCUGUGGAGGUUGAGAGUGCAAAUGGUGGUGAUCCGAAUCACAAGGGAAGUGGACAUAGGGAGAGGAGUAAGAGGUUGAAGAGAAAAGUAGAUGGUGGUGAGUGGUUUUGGAAUGCGAGCUUGGGAAAUAAAGUGGUUAGAGAGGGUUUGGAAGGAGAAGAUAAUGGUGUCGGUGGUAGCUGUGAAGACAAAAAUCAUGGUUCAGGGAAGGAGUUCGGUGGAGCGGGUGGUCUAUGGGCUGGGGGAAGAUUGAGGACUGGGGGA
Molecule: messenger RNA, 1374 nt
Organism: Carica papaya (papaya)
Lineage: Eukaryota; Viridiplantae; Streptophyta; Magnoliopsida; Brassicales; Caricaceae
Source: RefSeq, a predicted model, not a curated record